Sinocyclocheilus anshuiensis is the source of this 1662-nucleotide messenger RNA. Its product is annotated as L-lactate dehydrogenase B-A chain. Gene Ontology annotation, molecular function: L-lactate dehydrogenase (NAD+) activity. The coding region runs from base 195 to 1199 and encodes 334 amino acids. NCBI's taxonomy places the organism in Eukaryota, Metazoa, Chordata, Actinopteri, Cypriniformes, Cyprinidae. The transcript is spliced from 8 exons. The record is from RefSeq and is a predicted model, not a curated record. Gene Ontology annotation, cellular component: cytoplasm. Gene Ontology annotation, biological process: pyruvate metabolic process; lactate metabolic process.
AUGCACUUGUAACAGUAGGUCAUACGCUCUCUGCGUAGCGCCGCACGCUCAAAUCCUGCUCCUCCACGAGUCACGCGACCACGCACGCACGCUCACUCGCGCUCUCUCACCGGUGCUCAGCGGCUCUCACUGCCCUUCCUGCUGUCCCUGCUUCUAAGGAUACUUAUUUAACAUUCCUGCAACAAAUUGGGAUCAUGGCCUCAGUAAUGCAGAAGCUGAUCACUCCUCUGGCCAGCGGCCCCGCUGAGCCCCCCAGGAACAAAGUCACAAUUGUUGGCGUGGGGCAGGUGGGCAUGGCAUGUGCCGUCAGCAUCCUGCUCCGGGAGCUUGCAGAUGAACUGGCUCUGGUGGAUGUUGUGGAGGAUAGACUGAAGGGGGAGAUGCUGGAUCUGCAACAUGGCAGCCUUUUUCUCAAGACCCCUAAGAUUGUGGCUGAUAAGGACUACUCUGUGACUGCUAACUCUCGUAUCGUGGUGGUGACGGCCGGAGUGCGUCAACAGGAGGGUGAGAGCAGAUUGAACUUAGUGCAGAGGAACGUCAACAUUUUCAAAGACAUCAUCCCUCAGAUUGUCAAAUACAGUCCUGACUGCACCCUCAUUGUGGUGUCCAAUCCAGUGGAUGUUUUGACCUAUGUGACCUGGAAGCUGAGCGGCCUGCCAAAGCACCGUGUCAUCGGCAGCGGGACAAACCUGGACUCCGCUCGUUUCCGCUACAUCAUGGCUGAGAAACUGGGCAUCCACUCCAGCAGCUUCAACGGCUACAUCCUGGGAGAGCACGGAGACUCCAGCGUGCCUGUAUGGAGUGGAGCAAAUGUGGCUGGAGUGAGCCUGCAGAAACUCAACCCUGACAUCGGCACAGAUAAAGACAGCGAGAACUGGAAGGAAGCUCACAAGAUGGUUGUGGACAGUGCCUACGAAGUGAUCAAGCUGAAGGGAUACACUAACUGGGCCAUCGGCCUCAGUGUAGCCGACCUGACCGAGACCCUGGUGAAGAACCUGAACAGGGUCCACCCUGUCUCCACCAUGGUGAAGGGCAUGUAUGGUAUUGGUGAGGAGGUGUACCUGAGCCUGCCCUGUGUGCUGAACAGCAGUGGAGUGGGCAGCGUCAUCAACAUGACCCUGAAUGACGAAGAAAUCGCUCAGCUGAAGAAGAGCGCCGACACUCUGUGGGGCAUCCAGAAAGACCUGAAGGACCUGUAGAUCAAUCGCUGGAAACCAUGCACUCCUUUCCUUAACUCUGUUCACACUCCCUCUGUAUCUUUACACACUCUCUAUGUCAGUUCUUUCUUCUCACUUGCUUUUGGACAUGGUUGCUUUGAAGUAUUUUUUCAUGGUGGUUAAUGUAGGCAUAAUAAUCCAAAAUGUGGAAUGUUUCUUCUUCUAAAGAGAAUGAUCAAAGGGAAAGAUCUUUGAUUCUUCACAUUUGCACUUGUUAAUCAAGUCAUUCUGUGUGGGCAAUGAAGAAAGAACCAACACCUCUCUUGUCUGGACAUAAUUUAGUGAGAUCAUUAGGGAAGGGAUCAUUCUUGUGGCUUUCUGUUUAACUCAAGAGGAGAAGGGACUGAAGUGAAAUAGAUACAAAUGUAUUCAUUCUUCUGAAUCAUGUUGUAAGUGUCGAUUAUAUGAGUGUGUAUAAGAAGUUAAUAAAAUGAAUCUGUUCAAA